GGGGCGGGCCAGCCAGCCUGUCAGCUUCCCGUCUCUCUCUCUUUCUCUCUCUCUGUCUCUCUCUCUCUCUCUCGCACCACGCCCGAGGCCAGAAGCGCAUCUCUCUCCGUUCCAGCUCGGGCGCGUCUCCUCCGGGAGCCAGGAGGAGAAGUCUUCGCCGUGCUCCCGCUCCAGACAUGAGCCCCCAACGCGGGGAGAAACGAGCGAGAGGUCGGCGGCGAGGCCAGCUGUUGGCGCCCCCGCGGCUUUUGCUCCUCAACUUCUUCACCUGACGCCCCGGGACUGCGGAGGACGAACUCUUUCACUGAGCCAACUGGAAAGGUCCCCUCCUCACGCUCCGCCUGUUACGCUUCUUGUCCCGCAGUUGCUGAAUUCUCGCCGCUGCCCAGCGCGCUUUUGAAUCAGUAGAGAAAUGUGUAAGAACUGAAGUUUAUUUGGGGCUGGAAUAGGACAUGAAGAAUAAAAGGAGUUGGGAGAUCACCAGAUCAGGAUGAAACAGAGGUUGAACAUUUUUCCAAACCUACUUCUAGUUGUGCUCUGUGACUAUGUUCUCGGAGCAAUCAAACUUCUGUUGGAGCAACAGACUCAUAUAGCUUUAAGCAAUGUUACAGUAUCUGUUAGUUUUCAGAAUUAUAAUGCUAAUGACACACUGAAAAACAUUUCUGUUCUACUCAUGGAAGCCAGCACCAACCAAAUUGUUGCCAAAAAACAGCUUCCAGAAGACCAGCAUCAAGGUGUGGUUGGUUUUGAGUGUUCUCAUUUUACAAACGCUGGGAGUUACUGGUUCAAGCUGGAUUCUGAAAACAUCAGAGGACUUAAUUCCCAAGAGAAUAGAGAAAGUCUUUUACUCAAGGUGAAAUGGCCUAUAUUUAACUUUGAUUUGAGGAGGAUUCCAGAUGGUCAUGGGAAUUCCUUUCAACUUGGACUGUUUACUAAUGAAGAUUUAUGUCCCAUAAAUGCAACAGUGAUUUCUCUGGAUGUAAUUCUAACCAGUGACCUAUACGAACUAGGGACAUUGAUCUCAAAUGAGACACUGGGCCUAAGAACAAGGAAAAGCCUUUCUCUCUAUGAGUUGCAAUCAGUGAAAUUGGACUGCCAUGUGAUUAGCCCAAAAGCCUACAUGACUACAUUACUGAAAUCAGCAGAGACAGGCUCAAUCAUUGCUUCAUCAGGACCUAUAGAUCUUGCGGGCAAAUUUGGAUACAAGCUUGUUAUAUCAGAAGAAGUGUUUUGUGAGUCUUUGGUUGUGGCUUCUGUUGUUUUUCCUCCGUGCACAUCUUCUGCUGGACGCAUUGCUGUAUUUAAAUAUAACCCUUUGGAUCAAAUGGUGUCAAAGCUAUAUGAAAGCAUCUUGAAUCCAGAGGACCAUCAGAUAGAACUCAGUUGCACAUUGUUUGACAGUGGCACAAACAAAUACUGUUUUGAAUUUAGCUCUUCCAACCAAGUGAAUUCCACACCAUGGGCAAAAGAAUGUGUACGAAUCCAGAGGAAUGUUGGAGGAUCCUGGAGCACCUGGCAAGCCUGGAGUUCGUGUAGUGCCACUUGUGGAGGUGGCAUUCGUGAGCGUUAUCGGGAAUGCCUCAUGUCUUCCACCGUCCACAUGAUGCACGGUUGCUCGGGAAGGCAACAAGAAACUUCUCCAUGUUCUUUGGAGGAAUGCCCCAUCACUACAACUGGCCUCCUCAAACCAUUAUCUCCUGAAAGAGCUGCCAAUAAUUUAAUAACUAUCACUGGGAUAUCGUUAUGCUUAUCUAUAAUCUUUGCAACCAUCCUUGUCACCUUAUGGAGGAAGCUUUGCAGAACCCAGAAGUGCAGCAGUCCAGUUAACUGUGACUCCACUCAUUCACCUGGCUUCCGAAAAAAUUCCGACGAAGAGGAUAUUUGCCCAGACAGACCUCAACAAGAAAGCUUUUCUGAGGGAGAAGCCUCUUGUUUUUCCCCAGGAGAAGCUUCUGACAUAACCUUGAAUUUCAGGAGAAGCCUUCAUUUGGUCCCCGAAGAUGGAGGAGGAUUAGUUCAUGAGAGUUUGCAGUCCAGUGCCCAUAAAAUCAUCCCUCCCAUUUAUAGCUAUCGCCUCGCCCAGCAGCAGUUGAAAGAAAUGAAGAAAAAGGGACUUACAGAAACAACCAAAGUUUAUCAUGUGGCUCAGAACCCUCUCAUGGACACGGUGAAAACAGAAAACCAAGAGGUAGCUGCUGCAAGUAAGUUUAGAAUAAAAUCUCCAUUUCCAGAACAGCCACCUGAUUAUCUAAGGUUAUCAGGGGACAGACCCUGUUCUAGGAUGGAUUGCACAUUAUUGCAGGCCAAUUCUGUGUUGAGCCCCAAUCAUUCCUUAGUGGGAAGAAACCAUCCCAGAUAUUGUGAUAACAAAGGAGAGUCAACAGAAAGAGGAUACCCAAAAAGUUCACAGUUCAGAAGAACAGCAAGUUUCCACGAAACUAGAAGAGCAAAACCAUUUCGGAAAAGAAGCAUGUCUACCCUUACACAAAGUCAGACUUCAUUCAACCACUGCAGGGCCAAACUCUGGAAUCAUGUUAUGGAAAAACAACAUUGUGUUAAAUCUAAAAAUACAGCACAGAACACUAUGGAACUUGAAUUGUAUCACAGCGUUCCUUUAACCACAGAGUCAUUGAGCUGGGGGGGACCUCUUCCUCAGAAACAGAAACUUCCAGAGAAGAAGCCAGAUCUGGUUCACAAUCGUCCACUGGGAUCUUUUGUAUCUUGUGCUGAUAAAUCAGAACAUAGGAGAACCAGAAGUGGACAUGUUUUAAAUCCUGCAGGCGCUUGGAGGAAGGAGUCUACUUUCCUAACUCUCAAGGAUGGUCACCAGAAAUUGGAGACUCUGAGUCCCUCACAGUAUAGAAAGAGCAAAUGUCAAAGCUUUCCAUCGGAUACUGGAUGCCACUUCUAUGACAACACUUCCUUUGGUUUGAUUGACUUAGAACAACAAAUGUUUGACCUGCCUGGAUAUUUUGAGUUAAAUGAAGGUGAAACAAGUACUUUAACUGCUGAAAAUUUGGUGAUCUGAACUUCUCGUAGGCAAAUGGGAAGCUGCGGCGUUAGCAACUGCAGAAGCUCUUAAACUUUCAAAAUGUACUUUAACAGAAAACUCCUUAAGAAGGGAAGGAGGCCUAAUUAUCAUUCCAUUGAAGCAGGCCAAAUACUUGGAAAAAGUAAAUGAUACCCUAAGACAAAAAUAAUGACUAAAUGUGUACUUGUGUAGAAUCUCUCUCUAAACUGUCUCAGAAAUAGAUGCUUUUAAGGCCAAAGUUAGCCUGUAUGCUUACAUAUUCAGUUUAUAGUAUUGGACAUUGAUAUUGGAGCAUAUAACACAUUGUAAAUUGGUUACCCUUACUAUCCUCAGAAUUCCUUGUCAGUGGCUGCUAAGUGACUGUGAAAAUGUCUAUGACAUUCUACACCAUGGCAUUCACUGGCCUAUAAAAUCAGACUUGGAGGUCUGCAUUUGGUAUUAAUUAAGAGGUUAGUGUGGUUACAGGCACAGCUGGAAUGUAGCCGGUCUAUUCAUUUGUAUUGGACGAGCACUGGAUGCUUCUUUAACCACUGUUUGCAUCACAGCAACUCCAAUUACAAAGUUGCCAAGCCUGUUAGAUGUCCUCUCCUACGUCUCUUGUUUAGUUGCAAAGCAAUAUUCUGCUUCAGAAGAAUCCACUUUAAAAAAGAUUAUCCUCCUUACAAGGAAACGUAUCCUUGUCAACCUCCUUUGCAAACUGCAAUAAAUUUCAGUUGAAAUUUAUUGAAGCAGUUUGGCUUUGGUUUAUUCCCACUGGCAUAUAGUUAUAGAAAGUGUUUCUUUCAGAAAAUGCAAGUGAAAAAAAAUACAAUGUGAAACAAGAAAUGUUAUUAGUGUUUUGUAACAGACAAAUUCUAGACAUUGAUCAACAAUGAGCUAAUGUUUAUUUUUAUGCUGUUUGAAAGACAAUGAUAUAAUAAUUAUGAUUACAUAUUUUUGCAAUUGCUGCUGCUUUAAUUGCAUUAAAUGUGGCUGAUGUCAAUGUCCUUAAUAAUUUCUCACACAUUAGGAAUUAAUAUAAUUGUUCACAUUUUACCAGAAGACUGAGAGAACAUCCAUCCCAAAGCUAUGCUUAGCCCAUCACGGAGUCGUAAGAUUUGAAACAUUAUAAAUUGAAAAGUUACAGCUUUAAACACAUGGUGCUUAUUCAAAAUAAUUAAAAAAAAACCUUUUGUGAAAAAUGCACAUCUAUCUUCAUACAUAAUUAGGCAGCUGUCAAGAUUCACUUUUCUUUCCUUUUUUUUUCCAAU
This is a messenger RNA of Crotalus tigris (Tiger rattlesnake), 4281 nucleotides long. RefSeq names its product thrombospondin type 1 domain containing 1 (gene THSD1). The transcript has 5 exons. Gene Ontology annotation, cellular component: cell periphery. Bases 491 to 3028 code for a protein of 845 amino acids. NCBI's taxonomy places the organism in Eukaryota, Metazoa, Chordata, Lepidosauria, Squamata, Viperidae. The record is from RefSeq and is a predicted model, not a curated record.